CUAUGCUACAAGCCAUUUUUCACUAAUAAAGUAAUAAACGUAGUAUUAAUGUCCUUAUACAGUAUGAAGCCAACCGCAAACCGUCUUUCAUGGAAAUUCAAACGUUGACUAUCAAGCCGGAUUUGAGGUGCGGGAAGAGAUAAGGGCAUGAGGGCAUGACUGAGUGCACGAAAGGAGGGAGCAUUUGGCUACAGAAAAUUGUUUAUUAAGACCGGGUUUCUUUCAAAAAUGGUGCAGAGUCUCUGUUUGAUGGCAUCUCAUGGUUACCCAACUGGCCUUGUCUUACACCCACAACUGGGUUUGGCGGGCACCAACAUGAAGGGCUACCAAAUAUCCUUUCCUUCUCCAGUAGCGAAAGUCGACCUAAUUAGAUACGAGUCUCCUUAUCUCAAGCAAAGCCCAUGUGGAGAGUCAAGGAAAUUCCAAAAUGAAUGGGUUGAUUACAAUGAGGUUAUUAAUGUUGACUUCUCAGUUCAACGUCCCGUGCUUACUGAUGAAAAAGCAAACUGCUCAAGUGCAGUCCUUUUUGGCUUUGGAAUUGUUGCACAAUGCACUAAGCGUGAUAACAUUAUAAAUUUGCUAAUGUCUGAGACUGCUGAAGCAGGGAAAGAUGGAGCAAAUUUAUCUUUGUUAUCGAAGUUGAUGAAAUUGCAGUUGUCAGGCAAUGGUGAAUCUCGGCAACCAUUGUCAUCCCUUAUCUAUCCAAGUAAUCAAUUAAUCAUUCAGAAGCCUUUACUGCAUUUUGUUCAAGCUUCAGCCCUUUCUUCAAAGAUCACGGUUCAUCCAGAUGGUCAAAUCACAUUUAUGGGUACUGCAAUUGAGUUGAAAGAUCUUGUCUCUGUAGUUGCUGAGUCAUACUUAUCAAAAAGCUCACAAAAGGGUGAAAAGCAAUUUAUACUUGUUCCACUCUUCAAUUGGGUGAGUAUCAAUGAAUUAGAGAGAAGUCAUCCCUCUACAUUGAAGAAACAAUCCACCUUGACUGCUCCUUUAAAGAGCCCUGAGAAAGUGAAACCCAAGCCAUCUCCAAGAAAGAGCAAGAAAGUAGGCAUGGACAGGGAUCGCUACAGAAACUAUUCAUAUGCAUGCGAGACCCUUCUGACCCUGAUUGUGGACAAGAAGCAGCGUGGCAGGACAGCAAUUCUCUCCCUGAAGAAAUUUAGCUCUGAGCUUUUUGAUCUUCUGAUACAGUUUACUGCCAGUAUUGGUGGAACCGGCGUUGCUUUUCUGCUAUUUGUAGUGCGUAACCUAGUUGGUGGAAAGGCUACCUUCUGUGCUUCUAACUUUUUCAACACUGGGUUUGGAUUGGGGUUGCUUUGUCUUUCUGGGGCAGUAAAUAAGCUCAGGGUCACAAUUUCGAGCAUCGGCGAGAGCUCAGGAGAGUUUGGUUUGAAAGAAGAGAAAAUGAUGCAGAAGCUGGAUGAGAGCAUAAGAGAUAUUUACUAUACUGCUGCGGCAUUGCUAGCAGUGGUGAUGCUGAGCUUUGCUUGAGUGGCAUCUCCGAAGACUAGUUUGAUGAAGUGAAUAAUGCUCAGUUAUUUCUGGUUGGUUGGAUGUCUACAGUGAUGGCAUUGGUGAAGCAAAGCAGACUGUUAAAGAACAAAUGUUCCAAUUAGUUUUACAAUGAGAUCUUCAAGGUACAAUGCUGAUCAACAAUCCGCUGUUAUUUUCCUACUUGCAAUUAACUCGAGUAUUCCUUAGUAUUGUAGCUUGUAUAGAAAUUUGCAAUGGAAUCAAUAAAAUGACUGCUCUAUUUUCAUCGUUAAAA
Vigna angularis (adzuki bean) is the source of this 1765-nucleotide messenger RNA. RefSeq lists its product as uncharacterized. The coding region runs from base 229 to 1488 and encodes 419 amino acids. The record is from RefSeq and is a predicted model, not a curated record. The transcript has 6 exons. NCBI's taxonomy places the organism in Eukaryota, Viridiplantae, Streptophyta, Magnoliopsida, Fabales, Fabaceae.